AUGUCUUCUAUCUCACUAAUGCCACAAUCCAACAACUCUUCCACAAAUUCCCCGACCAACUCCCUCAAUACUGGUCACAACUCACAUAUAUCAUCAAAUAAUUCAUUAACAUCAACAGUAAAGACCCAAAAUGCCCCUACAAACACACCGAACUACUUGGCAACAACUUCCCUUGCCAAUAUACCUCUUAAAACGGAGUCAAAUCUCCCCCCCUUUCCCCCCCUCUCUCCCGGCAAUACCCUUACCUUUUCACCCAAUUCUCUCCUAAACAACACCCUCCCCCAACCCAUAAAUGGAGUGUUGCCUAGACCCCCCAUGCCAUUCCAGGCUCAUUUACAACUCGUUACAAGCGCUCUCAUGCUGCUGAAUAGUUUGGAAAAAAAUAACCCCGAGUUUGCAAAAGUAUACGCUCACCACUUGGGACUAGUAAAACAAGCGAAGACAACGUCAGAACUUGAAAAAUACUAUUUUCUAAUAUUCGCAUUGAAAUAUCGGGAACAACAUAAGGAGGAGAAUAUACUACCAGAACUAGUGUCAAAAUUGACAUUCAUGGCAAAUAACACCGAUUCCAAGUUACCUGACUGCAUCGACACCACAGGAGGAGUUGUAUUUGACGAAUUUUGGGGUUCAGGAAAUUUAGUUUCUGGCCGUCCUUUGGGCCGCUGGGUUGCUUGUUGGGAACAUAAUGGCAGAUACUUCAGGCGUGGAUUCCCCGUAGCUUUAUUUGGCUACAAUGGGGCCAAAGAAUUGGCUGAAAGCUACUGGGUCGAACGAAAACGUGCGAUACAGCUAUCCACGCAUAAUAUGGAUGUUGAACCUGUUAAAGUUAAGAAGAUUAAGGUACAAAAUAGAGUUCCGAAGCAGCAGCCAAACAAGAUUAGCGAGGAUUCUGGCGAUUUGCUUAGGUUUGACCAAACAAAUGGAAAAUGGUAUUUUGAAAGUCUGGAUGGUAAACAGUAUUUCAAUACACAACAGGAAGCAAUCGAAGCAUUUAGGGCUAUGAGGAUAAAGGUUUUGAAGAGUUACACUGAAUGUCAGAUGCCCGGUGUCAAUUUCGAGAAAAAUCGUAUCUGCUGGUGCGUUUCACAUUGGGUACCAAGUAAAAAAGUACGACGUAACAGAUAUUUCAACAUAAAUAAAUAUGGGUGGAAAAGGGCUAAAUCACUAGCCAUCACUUACAAGCAAUUGGUGGACAAAAUGGAGGGGGAAGAGCCCAGCGAAAAAAUGGUUUUCGAACAAGCAGAUCCAAAUAACACAAUGCCAAAUUUCAUAAUCGCUAUUCUAGAGGAGAUUAGAUACAAGCCAAUGUCGUUAUCUGAAGAUCGUAGAAGCGACAAAUUAUCAUCAGCUGCAAUUACAUCAUCUGGUACCACACCUAUACCUAUGGUUGAGAAUAUAUCGGAUGAACUGGUUUCUAGGAGUUCAAAUAUAGAACCGAAAGUGCAGACAACACAGCAAAUUCAUGGAAUUGGCUCACCAAAGUCCACCCACGCCCCAUCACACACUCCUUUUGUAUCAAAUUUCCAAUUGCCCAUUUCCCCAGAUACUGCACCUUCCGUAGCGGGAUCUACCCUUUUGUCUUCAAGCCCAAAGUCACAAUCGCUGCCUCAACCGCAUCCAAAUUUUCAGACAAUGUACCUUCCAUAUCAGCAGCAAUUGCAUACACAGAUUCCCCAUCAAAAUUCACAAUUCGUAAAUGCAAAUCCAAACAUGAUCACCAAACACACGGUUACUACUAAUGCGAGUGCCGGUGGCAAACCCAGCAUAAAAUUUGUGCAAAAGGGGACACUACCACACGAGGGCGAAUGGGAAGUGACCUGGACGUACGGAGGAAAUGAGAUGAAUCGGAAAUUUAGCACAUACCACAUGGGGCCUGAAGACGCCAAAAAUAUGGCUUUUAUAUUCCUAUCCCAAUUGCAAUCGCAACAUUCAUCAACCCACAUCCACUGCCCCCAGCAUUAA
Molecule: messenger RNA, 1962 nt
Organism: Babesia microti strain RI
Lineage: Eukaryota; Apicomplexa; Aconoidasida; Piroplasmida; Babesiidae
Exons: 1
Coding region: 1-1962 (653 amino acids)
Biological process (GO): regulation of DNA-templated transcription
Molecular function (GO): DNA-binding transcription factor activity
Source: RefSeq, a predicted model, not a curated record